This is a messenger RNA of Molossus molossus (Pallas's mastiff bat), 663 nucleotides long. Its product is annotated as ret finger protein-like 4B. Lineage: Eukaryota; Metazoa; Chordata; Mammalia; Chiroptera; Molossidae. The transcript has a single exon. The record is from RefSeq and is a predicted model, not a curated record. Gene Ontology annotation, molecular function: metal ion binding. Bases 1 to 663 code for a protein of 220 amino acids.
AUGUGGACAAGUCUGCACCAGGAGGCACUCUGUCCGGUCUGUCUCGGACCUUGCUCCCUUCCCAGUAGUCUCUCCUGUGUGCAUACCUUCUGCUAUGACUGCACGCAGAGCUGGGUGCUGCAAAGGCCGGCUCUGAGAUUGAUCUGCCCCUUGCGUCGAGAAGUAACCACGAAGCCGCCUUUGGACGAACAGCGACUUAGAUUCCUUUCUAGUCUCAUUGAACAGCACGGCUUCCUCCUGGAGCAAAGUCUGCACAUGAGAGGUGAAUUCCUGAUGUUCCGGGAGGACGUGACCCUGGAUGCAGCCGCCGCAAACUCCCGCCUAGUGCUCUCUGACGACCGGAGGGAAGUCCACUGUGCAAAGUUCUGCCACCAGCCGAGGGAAGAUCCCAGAGAUUUGCCUCCACGGCCUGUGUCCUGGGCACCCCGUGCUUGUCCUCCGGUUGCCAUUACUGGGAGGUGGACGUGGGAGAGAGGAUGGAGUGGGCUCUGGGAGUCUGCAGGGAAUCCGUUGACAGAGGGAGGAAGAGCGGGUUUUCCUCCGAGGUUUUGUGAUGUUAGAAAUGAUGCCCUCAUCUACAUGCAUCCUAAUUUCUUUUUGGAAUCUUUGCGUCCAUCUUUCUGUCCUGAGUUGCCUGGAGAAGAGGACAGUAGUGCCCACUGA